Panicum hallii is the source of this 1259-nucleotide messenger RNA. RefSeq names its product E3 ubiquitin-protein ligase SINA-like 10. The coding region runs from base 75 to 830 and encodes 251 amino acids. The record is from RefSeq and is a predicted model, not a curated record. Lineage: Eukaryota; Viridiplantae; Streptophyta; Magnoliopsida; Poales; Poaceae. Gene Ontology annotation, cellular component: cytoplasm. The transcript has 2 exons. Gene Ontology annotation, molecular function: ubiquitin protein ligase activity; zinc ion binding.
CCCACUCGCCGCGGAAACCACAAGGACGGAGGACGGGAGGAGGGGGGAGAGAGAGAAAUAGUAGCCAGCCACGGAUGGCGGCGUCUGGGGAUUCGCCUGCGGUCCAGGGGAGCCAGAAGCGGGCGAGGCCCCUCGCCGGCGGAGGAGGAGAGGCGGCUUCGAGGAGCGCCGCCUUCAACGAUGAGAUGACGGCGUCCUCCGGCCCGCCGUCGUCCGCGACGGUAGUCGAUGGCGUGACGGUGGUGGACCCCGACGCCCUGGACUGCGUCAUGUGCCGCCUCCCAUUAAAGCCCCCCAUCUUCCAGUGCAAAGCAGGACAUGUGAGGUGCUCAUUGUGCCACGAGAAGCUUAAAGCCACCGGAAGCUGCCAUAUGUGUGGUGGUGUUGCCAACAGUUCUUACACACAGAGCCGCGCCACGGAGCGCGUGGUUGAGGCCAUCCGCGUCCAGUGCCCAAAUGCUGGUCGCGGCUGCACCACCAGGCCGGCCUACUAUGACCAGGAGAGACACCGUCAGACAUGUCUGCAUGCGCCCUGCCGCUGUCCCAUUGUGGGCUGCAACUUCGUCGGCUCGACAAAGGCCCUCCUGGACCACUUUGACGACUUCCACGGCUGGCCUUGCUUUGCCAGGUCAGGACUGGCCAGAUGUGCAACUUAUACCUCAAGGAUGGCCUCAACACCGUCAUCCUCCCUGAUGAAAAGCAAGGCACCACCGCCCGCAGGCUGUGCCUGUUCCUGCUGGACGUGGUGCGCCAGCUGCUUGGCUGCACGAUCUCCGUGCUCCUUAUCCACCCACAUGCUGCCGAUGAGCACCAGGGUUCGUGCUCCAUGAAGAUGAAAUGCGAGCUCACGCACUCAUGGAACCUUUCAUUGAGUUGCGGUGAUCAGGUGGAGCAUAGCCAGGAGUCCAAGUUCACCGCGACAUGCACUGAUCGAUCCACUGGACUGCCCAACCCUGACGAGGACUUCCAGUUUGUUGUGCCUAAUUCCGUUCUUGCAGACGAUGACAAGGAGAACGCUAUCAAGGUUGGGUUCCGUAUUGCCAACAACUCAUAGAUCCCUUGAGGUUGAGGCCUUUACUACCUGAGCCAUUUGAUUUCAACUUCAGCUAAAAUUCUGCUAUAGGAAUGUCAUAGUCGGCAGGGCCUACUCUUGGAGCAAGGUGUCAUCUAGGAGUUAAGGCUGCUUGGGAGGACGUUGGAAAGUUUGGUUGUAAUUUGACUGGAUUCUAUCUAUAUAAAGAACCAAUGUAUUCUGAGUA